UGCGAACAAAACUUUGCUUUCGUGCCCGCUUCUCCGACCCCGAGACGGAACUCUCUCUUUCCUACAUCACCUCAGACACACCAAAAAACACUAUAAAAACUGGAAGAAAGAAAGUCUCAGACUCUGCAUUUUUUCAACACACCGUAGUGCCGUACUCUCCUAUUUUUCUUUUAUCCCUUUGAAUUCCCUCCCUUUUUUUUCUACCCAAACCCUAAGCCCCCCAAUGCCGCCUCCACGGCCUCCUCUUCCUCCUCCUGAGUUCCGGCACGUCGAUUCCAGGAUCUGGCGAGCCUGCGCUGGCUCUUCCGUUCAAAUCCCCACCGUUCAUUCUAGGGUUUACUAUUUCCCUCAAGGCCACGUGGAACAAUCCUGGGGUUCCACUCCGGCACUGUCUUCUCUCGUACUCUCCAGACCUCUCAUCCCUUGCGUUAUCUCCGAAGUUCAUUGCCUUGCCGAUCCCAAAACCGACGAAGUCUUCGCUAAACUUCUCCUCGUCCCUGUCGACCCUUCUAGACUUCCCAAUCAAUUUUUAAAUAUCAACGGUGACGAUGAGGAUUCUGAUAAGAUCGUUUCGUUUGCGAAGAUUUUAACGCCGUCCGAUGCAAACAAUGGCGGUGGCUUCUCCGUCCCCCGGUUUUGCGCCGACUCUAUUUUCCCGCCACUAGACUACAACGCUGAACCUCCGGUUCAGACUCUCUCCGUUACCGACGUUCGCGGUGGCGUUUGGGACUUUCGCCAUAUUUACCGAGGAACGCCACGUCGGCAUCUGCUCACCACAGGAUGGAGCAAGUUCGUUAAUCAGAAGAAGCUCAUCGCUGGCGACUCUGUUGUCUUCAUGAGGGACUGCAAUGGGAACAUGUUUAUUGGAGUUCGGCGUGCGAUGAAGAGAGAAGCCGGCGGGGAUUUCGGGAGGUGGAGAGAGCCUAGUGAUGGAAGAGCAAUGCAAGGGGAAGGGAGGGGGAGGAUGACGGCGGAGGCGGUGGCGGAAGCGGCGGAGAGGGCUGCGAAGGGUUUGCCAUUCGAGGUUGUGUACUAUCCACGGGCUGGGUUGGCUGAUUUCGUGGUGAGGGCCGAGUUGGUGGAGGCUGGACUCAAUAUAUUCUGGGCUGGAGGGACGAGAGUAAAGAUGGCUGUUGAGACGGAGGAUUCGUCACGAAUGACGUGGUUCCAAGGGACGGUUAUGUCUGCUGCGGUACCGGAUUCUGGCCCCUGGACUGGCUCUCCUUGGCGAAUGCUUCAGGUUGCAUGGGACGAACCUGAAGUUCUCCAGAAUGCAAAGAGAGUGAGCCCAUGGCAAGUCGAAAUUGUAUCCUCCUCACCGCUUAAUUCUUCAUUCCCCUCGGCAAAGAAGUUAAAGUUUUCUCAGGAUUCUGGGCCAGCUGAUGCAGAGGGAGAAAUCUUCUUCCCUAUGACAGGGUUAACUAAUUCAAUGAUGGGCUACAUGAAUCCAUCAAUGUUGAAUUACAAUUCUUUUCCUGCUGGCAUGCAGGGAGCCAGGCAAAAUCAUUUUCACUUGCAAAGUUUAACUAACUAUGCAAGUGAGAAUACCCCAAUCAUGUGCACUGAUAACUUCUCUGGCAACUAUAUGUUGCCCAAGUUGAAAGGGAGAUCCACUGAGCUCAACAUUGGCAGUUCACAGUCUGACAAUUUGUCACCAGAUAGCCAGAGCAGCAUUCUUUCCUAUGGCACUGAAGUUACUGUAAAUGGGGGCUCCAACUCAACUAAAGUAGGUGUUAGUUCGUUUCAAUUGUUUGGCAAGAUAAUUCAUAUGAAAGAGCCUGUCAGAAGCAGAUUUGAUGAUGUUGGUUCCAUUGAAGAUGAUGGUGGUAAAAGGGAUGAUGAAGCUGCGGGACCAGAGAAGUCAUUAGAUCUUUCAUUGGCCUACGGCUAUUCUAAUCUGCUCAACAGGCUAGAUGUCCAAUGCCAAAGAGCCUCAGCUGUUGAAGGAUUUUCCUUGUGAAUGAAUACGUGUCCUCAUCACACAGAUGAGUAACUGUUUAGGUACUUUAGGGCAGGAAGCUGACACCUUGUAGGACUGUUAGUAGUUUCCGUAUAUGCUGAGUUUUUGUUUUAGUUUGAGGUCUUGGAAACUUUUGACUGUUAAAACGUUGACAUGUACUAAGUAGUUUCAUUUUGUUUGAUUUGCACUGAACUCUGGAUGAUUGGAGGAAAUGCGUAGACUCGCUUAUAUCUAGGUUCCAUAUAUUCCUAGGUUGGGCUUUUCGCUAAUAUGGUCUUUGAUCACAAUUGUUUUGCAAGGCACUACGGUUGCUUGGCUUUUAGGAGCACAUCUUCAGUUUCUCUUGUGAUUCUUGGAAUAAGUUUAGUUUAAAUUGUAUUAUAAAAUCAACGUUAGAGUAAAAUACACAGACAUUUUCAA
Molecule: messenger RNA, 2380 nt
Organism: Theobroma cacao (cacao)
Lineage: Eukaryota; Viridiplantae; Streptophyta; Magnoliopsida; Malvales; Malvaceae
Gene: ARF17
Product: auxin response factor 17
Biological process (GO): response to hormone; regulation of DNA-templated transcription
Cellular component (GO): nucleus
Molecular function (GO): DNA binding
Source: RefSeq, a predicted model, not a curated record